AAGUCAAGCUGAGCACAAGUGAUCGAACAACUACAGUACAUACACUCUAUCGAUCUCUGUGAAUUAAUUUAGUUAUUAACUCGAUCAUGGCGCGCCCCCAAAACAACCAGAACCCCAGGGUGUUCCUGGUCCUCAACAUCGGCGGCGUGACGGUUGGCCGCGUCGUCAUCGAGCUGUUCGCCGACAAGGUGCCCAAGACGGCGGAGAACUUCCGGCUGCUGUGCACCGGAGAGCGCAGCGUGGGGAAGUGGUCCGGCAAGCGCCUGCACUACAAGGGCGCGGCGUUCCACCGCGUGGUGCCCGGGUUCAUGUGCCAGGGCGGCGACAUCACGGCGGGCAACGGCACGGGCGGCGAGUCUGCGAUCGGUGACGCCCGGUACUUCGCCGACGAGGCGUUCGGAGCCGUCCGGCACGAUGGCGCCGGCGUGGUGUCCAUGGCCAACGCCGGGCCCAACACCAACGGAUCUCAGUUCUUCAUCACCUUCGCCGACGCGCCGUGGCUGGACGGCCGCCACGUCGCGUUCGGCCGCGUCGUGGAUGGCAUGGACGCUCUGCGUGCCAUCGAAAAGGCCGGGUCCAUCAGUGGCAGGACUAUGAGGCAUGUCGUCAUCGCCGACUGCGGCGAGCUCAAGCACUAAGCCGCCAUGUCCUAAUUAUUCAGGAUCAUACUUACUCUCUACCAAAUCUGACACUAUCUAGUAGGUAUACGUAUACUUAUAUAUUAUUAUGAUUGUUGUUUGUUGCUGCUGCUGUUACAAGAUGCGUUUGAGACUAGGUAGAUGAUGAGCAUAUAUGCGUGAUUAUUUUCGGGUCUUGAUAUAAAUUCUCAAGUGUGAGACAGGUUAAUUCUGUGUAAUUGUAAUACCAUGGUUAAUGAAGUUGCUCGCUGUUAUUG
Messenger RNA from Zea mays, 895 nucleotides. RefSeq names its product peptidyl-prolyl cis-trans isomerase. The coding region runs from base 87 to 638 and encodes 183 amino acids. Gene Ontology annotation, molecular function: peptidyl-prolyl cis-trans isomerase activity; cyclosporin A binding. NCBI's taxonomy places the organism in Eukaryota, Viridiplantae, Streptophyta, Magnoliopsida, Poales, Poaceae. The record is from RefSeq and is marked provisional. Gene Ontology annotation, cellular component: cytoplasm. The transcript has a single exon. Gene Ontology annotation, biological process: protein folding; protein peptidyl-prolyl isomerization.